Molecule: messenger RNA, 697 nt
Organism: Xiphophorus maculatus (southern platyfish)
Lineage: Eukaryota; Metazoa; Chordata; Actinopteri; Cyprinodontiformes; Poeciliidae
Gene: sf3b5
Product: splicing factor 3b subunit 5
Exons: 2
Coding region: 116-376 (86 amino acids)
Biological process (GO): mRNA splicing, via spliceosome
Cellular component (GO): U2 snRNP; precatalytic spliceosome
Source: RefSeq, a predicted model, not a curated record
UUGCAGGGGACCAGCCGGAAAAGGUUGCUCAGGCGCGUUUGAUUGAGGAUUUAAUCAGCAAGUUUCACCUCCUUUGUGGGAUAUUUUGUACUCCCUUGGCCUAACCUGAGCCAGAAUGACGGACCGCUACAACAUCCACAGUCAGCUGGAGCAUCUCCAGUCCAAGUACAUCGGUACAGGACAUGCUGACACCAGCAAGUGGGAGUGGCUGGUCAACCAGCACCGUGACUCUUACUGCUCCUACAUGGGGCACUUCGACCUGCUCAACUACUUCUCUGUUGCCGAGAACGAGAGCAAAGCGCGGGUCCGCUUCAACUUGAUGGAGAAGAUGCUGCAGCCUUGUGGGCCACCGGCAGACAAACCCGAUGAUGCUUAGAGUAAAUUGUCGUGAGCUGUGGGUGUUUGUGUUAUCACGGCUGGAUUGAGUUGAUGGACAGUUUUCUGCUAAAAGUUCGUAUGACCCACUUUAACAGCAGAAUAUGAAUAUCGUGUUUGCCUGGAGACGAGUGAAAGAUAUACUUUCCUCCCUUCAGGGAGAUAUGAAGACAUAGAACUACUGGAAGAUUGUAAAGUUGAUGAAAAACAAGUUCAUAUGUCUCGUCACCCAACUGUGUCUUUUUGUACUAAGUGAUUGAGUUGUAUUUUGGCACAAGCUUCUUCUAGUUUGAUUAAAUUUUGGUUUUUACUUGUAGUUCGA